Messenger RNA from Drosophila rhopaloa, 1284 nucleotides. RefSeq names its product bax inhibitor 1 (gene BI-1). Gene Ontology annotation, molecular function: enzyme binding. Lineage: Eukaryota; Metazoa; Arthropoda; Insecta; Diptera; Drosophilidae. The coding region runs from base 174 to 887 and encodes 237 amino acids. The transcript has 5 exons. Gene Ontology annotation, cellular component: mitochondrial membrane. Gene Ontology annotation, biological process: negative regulation of apoptotic signaling pathway; negative regulation of RNA splicing; negative regulation of endoribonuclease activity. The record is from RefSeq and is a predicted model, not a curated record.
GAAUUGCAGAGUUACCCAACACUAAAACCUGAUAAAGGCGAAGAAAAUUUUGUGAAAUACAGAAAGUAAAACGAGAAACAAGAGACGAGUUCACAUUCACUCCUCCGUUUGAUCGAGAAACUGAGCUACAACCGGAAAAUUGGAACAGCAAGUGCCAGAAAAGAAAGACCAUAAUGGCAGACACUGCAAAUCUCAUUCAUGAACGUUUCCAGACGUUCAUGAACGGCCUCGGCGACCGUUAUGAGCCUUACGUGCGCGAGCACCUGUCCAAGGUUUACAUGGUCUUGGGUAGCACUGCCGCCGCCACGGCAAUGGGAGCCCUGCUCCAGAUGCGCGACUUCCUCGAUCUUGGAGUCCUGGCGGCGGUGGCCACACUGAUCCUGGUCUUGGGCCUGCACUUCUACAAAGAUGACGGCAAGAACUACUACACACGAUUAAGCAUGCUAUAUGCAUUCGGAUUCUGCUCUGGCCAGACCCUCGGACCGCUCCUCGGCUAUAUAUGCAGUAUUAAUCCGGCUAUUAUACUCUCGGCCCUUACCGGCACGUUUGUCACCUUCAUCUCGCUUUCCUUGGCGGCUUUACUGGCCGAGCAGGGCAAGUACCUCUAUCUGGGCGGGAUGCUGGUCAGCGUCAUCAACACCAUGGCUCUUCUGAGUCUCUUCAACAUGGUCUUUAAGUCCUACUUCGUGCAAGUGACUCAACUCUACGUGGGAGUUUUCGUGAUGGCUGCCUUCAUCGUCUACGACACCCAGAACAUUGUUGAGAAGUGCCGGAACGGAAACCGAGAUGUGGUGCAGCAUGCUCUGGAUCUGUUCUUCGAUGUGCUGAGCAUGUUCCGCCGUUUGCUGAUUAUCCUGACACAGAAGCUCAAGACCUUCAUGGUUUAAAGCGAUUCAUGCUGAAGCGAAUCGUCCGAACUAUCUCGAUCAGAUAAUCCAAAAACAGUCGGUAAUCACUUUGCAAAAGUUUUCCAAACUAAAAUUCGCUGUGAAAAUCUAUUUCAAACGGUAUUUCGUGCAGCCGAGGCAAUAAGUAUACUUUCACAAAGUCAGGCUAGGAUCUCUAGGUCUUUUUUAAGCACUUGUGGGAAGUAUAUUUAUUUCCGGGAACUGCGAAUAAAACUUUUUGCAAAGUUUUCUAGCUGUUUGUGAAACUAUAUUUAUGACCUUUGCUUUGGAAACAAUGGUAAAUCAAUAGUAAUACCUUCAAUUUCUUGCAGGAGGAGCGUAAACAGAAUGAACGUCGCAAGAGAAACUAAGUCAAGCUUUAAGCAAUACCAACUAC